This is a messenger RNA of Salvelinus namaycush (lake trout), 1681 nucleotides long. Its product is annotated as proline-rich extensin-like protein EPR1. The record is from RefSeq and is a predicted model, not a curated record. The transcript has 2 exons. NCBI's taxonomy places the organism in Eukaryota, Metazoa, Chordata, Actinopteri, Salmoniformes, Salmonidae. The annotation marks the transcript as partial.
AGAAACCCCCCUCCCCACUACUUCCCCAGAGAAACCCCCCUCCCCACUGCUUCCCCAGAGAAACCCCCCUCCCCACUGCUUCCCCAGAGAAACCCCCCUCCCCACUACUUCCCCAGAGAAACCCCCCUCCCCACUGCUUCCCCAGAGAAACCCCCCUCCCCACUGCUUCCCCAGAGAAACCCCCCUCCCCACUGCUUCCCCAGAGAAACCCCCCUCCCCACUACUUCCCCAGAGAAACCCCCCUCCCCACUGCUUCCCCUGAGAAACCCCCCUCCCCACUGCUUCCCCAGAGAAACCCCCCUCCCCACUGCUUCCCCAUAGAAACCCCCCUCCCCACUGCUUCCCCAGAGAAACCCCCCCUCCCCACUGCUUCCCCAGAGAAACCCCCCCUCCCCACUACUUCCCCAGAGAACCCCCCCUCCCCACUACUUCCCCAGAGAAACCCCCCUCCCCACUGCUUCCCCAGAGAAACCCCCCUCUCCACUACUUCCCCAGAGAAACCCCCCUCCCCACUACUUCCCCAGAGAAACCCCCCUCUCCACUACUUCCCCAGAGAACCCCCCCCUCCCCACUACUUCCCCAGAGAAACCCCCCUCCCCACUACUUCCCCAGAGAAACCCCCCCUCCCCACUACUUCCCCAGAGAAACCCCCCUCCCCACUACUUCCCCAGAGAAACCCCCCUCUCCACUACUUCCCCAGAGGAACCCCCCCUCCCCACUACUUCCCCAGAGAAACCCCCCUCCCCACUGCUUCCCCAGAGAAACCCCCCUCUCCACUACUUCCCCAGAGAAACCCCCCUCCCCACUACUUCCCCAGAGAAACCCCCCUCUCCACUACUUCCCCAGAGAACCCCCCCUCCCCACUACUUCCCCAGAGAAACCCCCCUCCCCACUACUUCCCCAGAGAAACCCCCCCUCCCCACUACUUCCCCAGAGAAACCCCCCCUCCCCACUACUUCCCCAGAGAAACCCCCCUCCCCACUACUUCCCCAGAGAAACCCCCCCUCCCCACUACUUCCCCAGAGAACCCCCCCUCCCCACUACUUCCCCAGAGAAACCCCCCUCCCCACUACUUCCCCAGAGAAACCCCCCCUCCCCACUACUUCCCCAGAGAAACCCCCCUCCCCACUACUUCCCCAGAGAAACCCCCCUCUCCACUACUUCCCCAGAGAAAACCCCCUCUCCACUACUUCCCCAGAGAAACCCCCCUCCCUACUACUUCCCCAGAGAAACCCGCUAGUAACCCGCCCUCUCCACUACUUCCCCAGAGAAACCUGCCCUCCCCACUACUUCCCCAAAGUAACCCGCCCUCCCCACUACUUCCCCAAAGAAACCCGCCCUCCGCACUACUUCCCCAGAGAAACCCCCCCUCCCCACUACUUCCCCAGAGAAACCCCCCUCCCCACUACUUCCCCAAAGUAACCCGCCCUCCCCACUACUUCCCCAGAGAAAAGCCCCCUCCCCACUACUUCCCCAAAGUAACCCGCCCUCCCCACUACUUCCCCAGAGAAACCCCCCUCCCCACUACUUCCUCAGAGAAACCCGCCCUCUCCACUGCUUCCUCGGAGAAACCCGCCCUCCCCACUGCUUCCUCGGAGAAACCCGCCCUCCCCACUGCUUCCUCGGAGAAACCCCCUUCUCCACUACUUCCCCAAAUGAAGCACUGUUCUCCCCAUCUCAG